This is a messenger RNA of Andrographis paniculata, 1629 nucleotides long. RefSeq names its product probable glycosyltransferase At5g03795. NCBI's taxonomy places the organism in Eukaryota, Viridiplantae, Streptophyta, Magnoliopsida, Lamiales, Acanthaceae. The coding region runs from base 1 to 1530 and encodes 509 amino acids. Gene Ontology annotation, molecular function: glycosyltransferase activity. The transcript is spliced from 5 exons. The record is from RefSeq and is a predicted model, not a curated record.
AUGGAGGAGUGUUGUCGGAAAACGCAGCGGCGGUUUCCGGCGACGGCGUCGAGGAUUUGGGGUUUGGCUCUGCCAUUAAUGGCGGUAUCAGCUCUGGCGGUGCUGGUGGCUUUCCGGCGGUCGAAUUCGCCGUUCGAUUUGAAUUAUUGGGCAUGGCGGUUGGCUUUUCGUAGCUCCGGUAAUUACAAUUCCACGGCGGCGGUGGCGGUGGAGGCUAGUGGAGCGCCGGAGAAUGCAAUUUCCGUCGAUUACAGUCUCCGCCCUCCCAACGCCGCGCCGCCGCCGGAAGUCGGCGCCGUUGAUUCUCCCCUCCCUUUUGUAACGACGGACAACCAGUCAUCAUCAAGGCCAAGAACCAGACAAAAAUUCAAAAAUCUCCAUUUCCUGGAGGGCAAACUGCAGCAAGCACGAUCAUCAAUCAGAUCUCCAAAACCGCCAUUAAAGCAGGACCUCGACUACGUUCCAACAGGCCCGGCCUACUGGAACGCCCCAGCUUUCCACAGGAGCUAUUUGGAGAUGGAGAAGCAGAUGAAGGUGUACGUGUACUCGGAAGGGGAGCAGCCCAUCUUCCACAACGGGCCCUGCGGCAGCAUCUACUCCAUGGAAGGGAACUUCAUAUACAAGAUCGAGAAUUCUGGGUUUCGGACAAAGGACCCCAACAAGGCCCACGUCUUCUUCCUCCCGUUCAGCGUGGCGUCGAUUGUCCGAUUCGUCUACGACAGAAGUGUCGAAUACUAUUGGGAGCCCAUGAAAGGUGUCGUCGAGGAUUACAUCCAUCUUAUUGCUGCUAAAUACCCUUUCUGGAAUCGCAGCCUCGGCUUCGAUCACGCCAUGCUUUCUUGCCACGAUUGGGGGCCAGAGCUUUCGAAAUCAGUCCCGGAACUAUUCAACAAUUCGAUUCGAGCAUUAUGCAAUGCGAAUACAUCGGAAGGAUUCGAUCCGUCCAAGGAUGUCUCGAUCCCGGAGAUCAACUUAAUUGGUCGAAGAACCAAAGGAUUGAUUGGCGGGUUGUCACCUUCGAAACGAUCGAUCCUCGCCUUCUUCGCCGGUGGGGUCCACGGCCCGAUAAGGCCGAUCCUUCUAGAACAUUGGGAGAAUCGAGACCCCGAUAUCCAAGUCCACCGGUAUCUUCCGAAGAACGUCUCGUAUAACGCCAUGAUGAGGAGUAGUCGGUACUGCAUCUGCCCGAGCGGAUACGAAGUUGCCAGCCCGAGAAUGGUCGAGGCACUCUACGCCGGGUGUGUGCCCGUGCUCAUAAAGGACCACUACGUCCCGCCGUUUAGCGAUGUCCUCAAUUGGAGGGCGUUUUCCGUCGUGGUUCCGGUUGAGGACAUUCCGAACCUUAAGGACAUUUUGACGAGGAUCUCGAACCGACAAUACAUAAGAAUGCAAAGACGAGGGGCCGGUGUGAGAAGGCAUUUCGAGGUCAAUUUGCCUUCGAAAAGGUACGAUGUUCUCCACAUGACUCUUCAUUCGAUUUGGUUGAGAAGGUUGAAUGUUGAUCUCCGUAAUGUUGUCGAGGAUUCAUGAUCUUGCUAAUUAUAUAUCGAUUUUAUUAAAUUAAUGUAGUUAAAUUGUAUGAGGUAUAAUAUUCUUUACGAGGAUAAUAAGAUUUUUGUUUGAUCGGAA